AAGCAAUUGAAAAGUUAUGACAAAAUUUCAUUGAGACAAUCACUCAAUGAAAUAAAAAAAAAAUGAUUAUGCAUUUGUUUGUGAUGUUUUUCACCAUUUCUCAGUGUUCUUAUUCAGCUUUUUCGAUGAUCGCUCCUGGAACAAUAAAUGGAUGUAAAUUCGGAAAUGGAACCAGGUACUGCUGCAGUGGAUUUUAUGAAGUGAAUAAUGAAUGUCAUGAAUGCAACGGAUCCUAUGGACUUAAUUGCACCGACCCCUGUCCAGAAGGGUGGUAUGGACUAGUUUGUACGAAUAAGUGCACGUGUUCGGCCAACGACAAGUGUGAUCCAAAGGAAGGCUGUAUAAACGCAGCCUAUUUAGCACACCCAAUAGCAUUAUCCAUUAAUCCCGAGUUAACAAAAGACACAAAGUCAAGUAUUCUACUGAACAAAAGCAGUGGAAGUUCACGAGAGCUGUCUUUCGACCUUUCAACAAGUAAUCCCCUUGACACCAAUGCCAGUAUUAUACAAGGCCCAUAUUCGCCAGGAAAUGCCACUGAUACAAGUUUAUGGGGAAAUAUCAAAGAAAUGGUCGAAACAGCAGGGAUUCGGGACUGGAUCAUAACGUCGCUUACCGGUGUAUUGCUCAUCAUCUUCGUUGUGAUUGGAGUUAAAAAGUGCAGGAAAAAGAAAGUAAUGGAGAAAUAUGGAGACCAGCAUGAAGAUCAGCAUGAUUAUUGUAAGUCUACACAACGAUAUUCCGGCGACUAUUCCUGCAUCAAUGAAAAUGAAUACACGGAGAUAUCAACGGUAAAGGCGGCGUCGACUGGCUGCAAGAAUUGAAGCAUCAAAGAGUACUAAAACCAAAUACAAUGUAGUUUCAUUCGUGUUGUGUUUUGCUACAAGAAUGGUAGUGUUCUAUUGUACAUAGCAAAAGCAUCAUGGCAUCCACAUAUUCCUAAACGAAUGCCGUUUUUGAAGUUUAAAAAUAAUUUCGCUUCAUAUUAACCAAAAUGUUAAACAUAUGGUACAAAGUUGGUUCCCAUCAAAUAAAGAACAGCGGUUCAAAAACAAGAAUCAGUUAUAUUUAUAUAAAUUUGUAUAUAACAUGGUUAAUAUUGAUUAAAACAUGUAAUGUAUUUUUUUUUUACUUUUUAUCUAUAACGAUACACAGUGUCAGUGUGGAUGAUUUGACUAUAAGGAAAUGUUACCCUAAUGACUACAUCACAUGUACAUAUUCAAGUUACUGAUUUAGAAGCACUCGACAGGCAUCACCUAAGUUGCAGAUUCGCAUUAUUUAGAGUCUUUGGGAAAUCGACAUAAUCUUGACUGAAGGUGCAACAAUUCAUUCAUGCAUUCAUGAUUUGUAUCAUAUUUCAAAAGAACAAGUAAUUGUUAAAUUUUUUUGUAUGUGUGUUUAUGACAGACAUGUUACUAUACCAAUGAAUCUGUUUGUGAAUAUUCUCUUCAAAGCUGUGUGAUUUCUUCCAUAUGUUUGUUUUUGUAAUAUGAAUUUGAUUUUUCAAUCAUUUUGCUUUGCAUUUCUUUAAAUUUGAAUUUUAGUACUGAACAUAUCCAAUACUUCAAUGGGACGAUUUAUUAAAAUGGUAAAUCUGAAGGUUAAGUGUUAUAAUGUUAAUACUUUGGCCUUUAAUCGAGCAUUAUAAGUUGUUUGAAAUCCAAAAGAAUACACCAUUUGUCAAUAAAAUAUUCAGUCAAAUAUAAAAUUAAUUGUUUGAUUGAAAGAUUUAUUUUGUUUAUGGUUAAGUAAAUACUUCUAUACAUUAUACAUCGUAUGAAUAAGAUUAAACUCGACUAUUUGUUCUGAAUGUUUCGGGUUUUUCGUAUACUAGUAUAUUGAAUUGAUUCAUAGUAUGACCCCUCACUGGUGUUCUGUCUACUGCCUGGGUUACACAAUUACACAAGACAGAGUCGUUGUCAAACUUUCACAUGGGUAAUUUCCCCGUCGCUAUAUUUAGAUAUUAAGAUUAUCAUAACAGAUUAUCAUAACAUAUUGUUUUAUCAUUUCAUUUACAUAUUUCAUAUAUUGGAUAUAAUCAAUAUUGUCAUCGCUCGAUGUAUCGGUACAAUUAUAUAAUAUCCAGAGUGUCAACUGUUUUUGAGCAAUGUUGCAAUAUUCCCAUAAUUAUUCUCAUACAAUGAAUCAGUUUCCAUUGAAGUUCUAAUAAGUUAUUCAACCAUUUUUGAGGAAACGCUAUAUAUUUGUUCCUCCUUGAAUCAUACUCCAAUUUAUUCAAUGCGUUAAACCUACUGCAUGUGGUGCCAACCUAUCGUGAUGGUUUGAGGGAUUUAUAUUGAUUUCCUCUUUGUUUCUAUUCUGCUGUUUCAUUCACUUUUUGAUUUGGUAAUCUUGAUAUAAGCUGUUGAUUAAAACUUAACAAAAAGUCGAUUUUAUUUGUAAUAUCGUUUAAGAGUACGAUAUGAAAUUGUUCAUAUGGGUACAUCUGUGCUAUAAAACGUUAGAAUGUCUCAUUUCAGAGUCCUAAUGAUACCAAAACCUCAAGGAAAGUUAUAAUGUAACAUUUCAUUUCUGUUAGGUAUUAAUUAUG
Messenger RNA from Magallana angulata, 2548 nucleotides. RefSeq lists its product as uncharacterized. The record is from RefSeq and is a predicted model, not a curated record. The transcript is spliced from 5 exons. NCBI's taxonomy places the organism in Eukaryota, Metazoa, Mollusca, Bivalvia, Ostreida, Ostreidae. Bases 63 to 821 code for a protein of 252 amino acids.